AUGCGCAUUUCUGUUUCCCCAGAAGCCACGCAAGGGGCUCCAGCGCAGCGGUGGGAAGGAGAGUACACAGAGGCCUUCCUCCAGCGCCUCACAGCCCGCACGGGGUCGCCCAUUUCUCCCCAAGCUCUCUGGGAGCUGCUGCGGGGAGCCGUGCAAGCAGCAGCGGAAGAUGCAAACUCAGCAGCAGCAGCAGGAACAAGACACGCCUCGGAUCGUGCAGCAGCAGCAGGAGCUUAUCUCAAUCUCUGGAGUGCAGCAGACCUCGAGGCCCUCAAGCGCAGAGCCGAAGGGCAGGAAGCCCUCGAAGAGGCCCACAAGGUGGGCCCAGCAGACCCCAAGUUGUUUUUCAUAGUGACGCGGGCUGUCGAGGGCAAGAAGGUCCACUACCCGCUCGCGCUCACGAACAAAGCAGCAGCAGCCCCCGCUCCAGCCCCAGCAGCAGCAGCAGCAGCAGCAGCAGCAGCAGCAGCUCUUCCUGCUGCCUCGCCGGCGCACAUUCCAGACCCGUCCAGAAGCUGCACCCGACAUGCUGCCUCCGCAGCAGCCGCGCAGCAGCAGCAGCAGCAGCAGCAGCAGCAGCAGCGUACACCGCGUUCCCCCCUUUCCAUAGGCAUCCCAUGCCGUAGCUAUGUCGCGGCGCUGCAGCAACAGGCGAAUACGAAGCAGCAGCUGAAUCAGCAGCAGCAGCAGCAGCAGCACGUGCUGGCAGCCUCACCAGCUGCAGCGAGCGACAAGCCCCUGGGGGCCCCUGCAAUGGGCUCCCCCGUAGCUGUAGGGAGGAGCCGCCAGCAGCAGCAGCAGCAGCAGCAGCAGCAGUUCCCCUGCGAGGUCCAACCAAGUCCUGUGCAGCCUCACUACGUUAAGGGUCAGGCCGCAGCAGCAAGCGAAGCUGCUGCAGCAUUGGCAGCAGGAGCAACAGCUGCAGCAGCAGCAGCAGCACGCGGCCUCCCUGUGGAAGCCGAAACUGCAGCAGCAACAGAGCUGGCCUGCCUCAGGGCCCUCGUCGCAGAACAGCAGGCAGCCCUGGCGGAGGCGAGAAGGCAAAACGAGCUGCACGCGCCUUCCUUCCGAGACGCCUACGCAGACUCCCAAGGGCUCACAGCGCAGCUGCACAGAGUGGAGAGUGAGCUAUUCAUGGCGAGACAGAGACUGCAGGCAGAGAGGCAACUGCGGGCGAAGGAGAUGCACAGAUUUAGAACUGAAAUCGAUAAGAUGAGGAGGGUGGAAACUGCACUCAGGUUGAGAGUUCGAGAAUUAGAGGCUCAACUGCGUUCAAACAGCUGCCGCCUUCGAAGGUCGGUGGCUUCCUCUGGUGCUCUCUCUCCCGCUUUGCGUUCUGCGUCUUCUCGCUGCUCCUCCUACGACGCCGUCGCCGCCGAGAGGAGCAGCCGUCUUGCGGGGAAGCCACUUAAAGAGCCAAUUCGGGGCAGGCCUACGGCCCCUGUACCGUGUGGAAGAGCAGCGGGGCCCCCUCUGUAUUCGCAGGCCCCCACUGACAGGCACGGGGUCCUCCCGCGAGCCCCGUCAGCCUCUCCCACGCGCAGCCGCCCCCUGCCUUCGCGCCAGGCGGCCCUUAGAAGGGGGCGCUCAUACUCUCCGUACCUCGUCUGCCACUCCCCGCGAGCGUUGGCAAGGGACGCAGCAAAGUGCUCGCUGCAUAGUACAACGGGCCCGCCCCCGCCGGCCGAAGGAACUCUUCCAAGGUAUGGCGGCAGCUGCCGCAUGCGAAGCCUUGUUGGGCAGGACACAGCCCGCAGCUUGGUCUCCCCAGGCGUCCCGGGGUCCGUGAGGCCAGCAGCUGCAUGCAGCAUGAGACACAGAAGCCCGUUCGCAGCUGAGGCGAAGUGUGACGAAGAUGCACUGCUGCCGCCUUUUGGCUCUCAGCAUUGCCAGCAAAUGCCAGACCGCACCCAACAUAUUCCACAGCAGCAGCAGCAGCAACAACAGCAACAGCAGCAGCCAUUCGUCGUGUUAUCAGCAGUGGAGUAUGAGCGGCUGAAGCGCCAGGGAUCAGCCGAGAACCUGAAGGAAAAAUUGGUGAGCCAGGCAAGUGCAUGUUUGUCUUCCGCCUCUUCUGCAUGCGGAGAUGGCCUGCGGCCGCUGGAACGGUCCGAGCCCCCUCCUGUUCCUGGGGAUAUUGAAAGCAGCACAACUAGUUCCAGAAGAGCCUUCUGUAGCAAGACAGUAGAUAACAGCCUUCGUAUAAACCCUGAGGACCCCGGCGGGCCCCUUGAGGAGAAUUCUGCGUUGACAGCCGCGAGUUCAAACGACGCGACAUCAGCGGAAAUGCCGCAAGUGGCAGAUGAGCCAUCUCUUCCGUCCUUGCUGCGGCUUCCCUUAAGUAAACAAGCGGCCGAUACUGGCCUGUUUGCACACCGCAUGCUGUCUUCUGCUGAAGCUGCUGCUGAAGGAGCGGCCACAAGCACAAUCCUUAAGGGGCCUGUUUCGCAGCCUAGUACAGGGCCCACUGUCACGGGGAAGGGAGGCACACCCGCAACUGUGUCGGCAGGCCGCGCUGUGUUCUCCGAAAUUGACGAACGGCUUACAGCGCUGCAGCGCUUUUUGCGUUCUACCCGCGAGAGUUUUCGCCUCAUGGAGACGAGCACUCUCGGACCCUGA
Messenger RNA from Eimeria necatrix, 2619 nucleotides. RefSeq lists its product as hypothetical. NCBI's taxonomy places the organism in Eukaryota, Apicomplexa, Conoidasida, Eucoccidiorida, Eimeriidae. The record is from RefSeq and is a predicted model, not a curated record. Bases 1 to 2619 code for a protein of 872 amino acids. The transcript has 7 exons.